Molecule: messenger RNA, 777 nt
Organism: Penicillium chermesinum
Lineage: Eukaryota; Fungi; Ascomycota; Eurotiomycetes; Eurotiales; Aspergillaceae
Exons: 2
Coding region: 1-777 (258 amino acids)
Source: RefSeq, a predicted model, not a curated record
AUGGCACCAGACGUAGCCUCCUUGGCCCAAAGCACUGCCAUCCCUGCUUCUAAAGUAGAUGGGCCGGUUUACCCGGCGGACAGCAUCGACCUCAAGCGGCUUCUGCGCCAUGACCUGGUUACCAAGGACUUUGACGAGCUGAGAUUCGAAGCCGCAUCAGCGAGGCAGCUGCUCACGUUCGUAGAAGCGUCCGAGCGACCAUCUUCGGAACUGGAUACCCGAUUGGUCGCCUCACCGUACAACGAGGCAUCCCAUCUUCUAGAUAUCAAUACGGUCGAUGCCCAGAGCCGAUAUCUAGCACUAGCGCUGGCCUAUCUCAGACCGACCAGGGAUGAUUACGCCGUCGCGGGCUAUCUCGAAUCUUUCAACUGGGAUGAAGUAUUCGACAUCGCGAGACGCUUCGCGGAGUCGGAGGGCCACACGUGGACUUCCCAGUCCUUCUAUGUUGUCUCCUUCCGGUCCACCCUACUGCCGAACAUUGAUCAAGAUCACCUGUAUGCGCUGGACGCGCACUCUCACCAGGAAGCUGUGGUUAGCGGUGGAUUGCUGAAGUAUUGGUUUGGGAAGAAAAACGAGCGAGAGCAGAACUUGGCAACUUGUGUCUGGAGAAACCGAAAUGAUGCAAGGCUGGGGGGCCGAGGCCCCUGGCAUGCAAAGGCAAGAGCUGCAGGCCGACAGCUUUACGAAAGUAUUAUUUUCAAGACGAUGAAGUUGACCAUUGAGGAUGGAGUGAAGUCAUGGUCGUUCUCGGACUGGACCGCAGAGGGCGAGAAAUGA